UACGACCUCGUCCCUACGGACCUUGAACUUUGACCUCUGAAUUUUUGCCUACGGCCGUUUGACCUCUAUUCUGCCUGGUCAUUGUGACACCGGGUCAAACCUGUAACCCUAUACCCGCCAAGGGAACAAAAGCCCAACUAACAUAGGUGCUCUAAAGCCAAGUCGUGCCGAGUUAGAAUUAAGGGCUUUUUCGUGAACGAACCGAGCAAAAUGCCGAGCUACAAGCUGACGUAUUUCAAGGGGAAGGGCCGGGCUGAGUUGGCGCGGCUGCUGUUCGCCGCCGGCGGGAUAGAGUACGAAGACGUGCGGGUUGAAGGGGAGCAGUGGGCCGAGCUCAAGCCGAAAACUCCCAUGGGUCAACUGCCUAUCCUAGAAGUGGACGGAACCAUGAUCUGUCAGGGGAAGGCCAUCGGGAGGCUGAUCGCCAAAGAAGCCGGUAUGGCAGGGAAGACCCACCUGAACCAGGCCCGGGCAGACAUGAUCUGUGACGGGCUGGAUGACCUUGGGAUGAAGUUGAUGCCUCUCUUCACGGAAAAAGACGAAAAUAAGAAGGAAGAAAUGAAGAAGGAGAUGACAGAAAAAACCCUGCCGUCGUUCUUUGACCUGUUUGAAAAGCUGGCGAGCGCGGAGGGAUAUUUCGUGGGGGACUCGUUAACCUGGGCUGACGUCAAUUUCUUCGCCUUCCUCGGCGUCAUUUCCGGUUUCAACCAGGGGGACCAUCUCCAAGGUUACGUCAACCUGAACAAAGUCAUGGGGAACGUCUCAUCCAAUCCGGGCAUCGCCAAAUGGCUGAAGGAGAGGCCGGUCACGCAGUUUUAAAACCUCACACGUAUGCGGUCAUCAAGCAGAUGCUUUGAGCCGAGAUUGUAUCUGACCUCUUUUCUGGCACGCAAAUAAUUGAGCGCCCAGAUCAUAUAGAGUGUGUGGCGAGUUUCAAAACAUUACUAUAUUUUUUUCUGACAUCUGUUUGAAGUUAACAACAGUCAUAGUCAUAGGU
This is a messenger RNA of Branchiostoma belcheri (Belcher's lancelet), 997 nucleotides long. Its product is annotated as hematopoietic prostaglandin D synthase-like. Gene Ontology annotation, molecular function: glutathione transferase activity. The transcript has 5 exons. The coding region runs from base 211 to 819 and encodes 202 amino acids. The record is from RefSeq and is a predicted model, not a curated record. Gene Ontology annotation, biological process: glutathione metabolic process. NCBI's taxonomy places the organism in Eukaryota, Metazoa, Chordata, Leptocardii, Amphioxiformes, Branchiostomatidae.